AUGCUCUGCUUGUACCUCACUAUAGACAACCUGGAAUCUCUGUCUGCUUCAAACCAGACCAAUAUCAAAACAGCAUCACUCGAGGCAAUAGAACACUCGACAGACCUCUGUGUACUAGUGUCAUUCUCACACCCGAUUGCAACAGUUGACACCCACUGGAAUGACAUUCAAUCUCUACUCGGCAACAUCUACGUUGUCCAACUCCAGGUAGCCUAUGCUAAUCAGCAACCACUGAUGGAGUGUAAUGUCCUGUUUGAAUCCUGGUGUGGUUAUCAAAUGGCUUUCGAACCAAACCUUUCUCGCGUUCUUGUCUCUCCACAGUAUGCAUCAUGUAUUGAGGAGUGGAACUCAAGUCGAGCAAAUGCUGGUCUUGGUUUAUUUGAAAUCCAGAUCUUGGACACAACUGCAGUUACGAACACAUCUACUACUAUCAGAUCUACACCUACGAUUACUACAGUUGGCAAUAAUAGUCUGAACAUCAACAAGGAACCAAAUGCCGUCAGCCAUCAUCUGUCACCAAACCAGCAGCAGAGAGAUCAUACAGUGGCAGUGGUGAAGGAGAACAAAGAGGAGGAUAAGAAACAGCAACAAAGGCAACAGGAGCAAGUGCACCCAUUCUCUCGUGUGGCAUUGGGCGGAACAUUUGAUCACAUUCAUGCAGGCCACAAGAUUCUCCUCACCAUGGCUGCCUUGCUAACCAACAAAUCCAUUGUUGUGGGUGUAACUGAUGAUUCUAUGCUUCAGUCUAAAAAGCACCGUCAGUUUAUUCAACCCACCGAAAAACGUAUUGGUAGUGUAGAGAGAUACCUCCACAGUGUCCGACGUAAUGUUGAACCUUAUGUUGUACCCAUUUGUGAUCCUUUUGGACCAACCAUAACUGAUCCAGCUAUCGAUGCUCUUGUCUGUUCCAAAGAAACACUUCAAGGUGGAGAAGCAGUUAAUCGUGAACGCCAAAAGAGAAAUAUGGAUCCAAUUGAAUUACGUGUAAUUGAUGUGAUAUCGCCUAACUCUACUUCGAUUGGCAGCCAAGACAUGAGUGCUCUGAAGAUUAGUUCUUCUUGGAUCAGGCAAUAUUUAGCAACCAAAUAA
Messenger RNA from Phycomyces blakesleeanus NRRL 1555(-), 1089 nucleotides. RefSeq lists its product as hypothetical. Gene Ontology annotation, biological process: coenzyme A biosynthetic process. The coding region runs from base 1 to 1089 and encodes 362 amino acids. The transcript is spliced from 5 exons. The record is from RefSeq and is a predicted model, not a curated record. NCBI's taxonomy places the organism in Eukaryota, Fungi, Mucoromycota, Mucoromycetes, Mucorales, Phycomycetaceae. Gene Ontology annotation, molecular function: dephospho-CoA kinase activity.